AUGCAAGAUCAAGUCAGUAAGCUUUUGGCUAAUGACCUGAGCACACAAGAAAAUUGCUGGCAGCCUGUUGAUAAAACGGUUAAAUCGGGCAAAACAACGAUGUUGAACAAGACGGGUAAAACAACGAUAUCAAACGAUGUCAACGGCGAUAAAUCGAGCUCGUUGUGGUGUCACGCGAAUAGCUUCAGUGUCUUGGGCGAGCUGUAUACAUCCUGUGGAGAAACUGAAGAAAGGCAAUCUGAAAUUAUCUCAACAAACAAGGCGAAACACGAUGAACAGUGGGAGAUUCCAUGGUCAAAGGCCAUCAACAUAAACUUGCAAAUUCGGUAAAUCAAAACGUCGAGGUGAAGUGCUUCGCAGGAGUGACUGUGGUUGAGCAAUUACAUUAAACCUGUAUUGCGCAGAAAGCCAGAUAACAUUGUAUUACAUGUGGGAACAAAUGAUACCAAAAAUAGAAAAGUAACAGAAAUAAUGAACCACAUCGACAAUUUAUGUCAAGAAAUCAAGGAAGCUGCCCCUGGUGCUGAAAUUGAUCAACCGAGAAGAGAAUAUGAAAUCUAA
Messenger RNA from Paramuricea clavata, 561 nucleotides. The record is from the annotation of a GenBank genome assembly. Lineage: Eukaryota; Metazoa; Cnidaria; Anthozoa; Malacalcyonacea; Plexauridae.